Peromyscus maniculatus bairdii (prairie deer mouse) is the source of this 3318-nucleotide messenger RNA. RefSeq names its product TATA-box binding protein associated factor 4 (gene Taf4). The record is from RefSeq and is a predicted model, not a curated record. Gene Ontology annotation, cellular component: transcription factor TFIID complex. Lineage: Eukaryota; Metazoa; Chordata; Mammalia; Rodentia; Cricetidae. Gene Ontology annotation, biological process: transcription initiation at RNA polymerase II promoter; DNA-templated transcription. Gene Ontology annotation, molecular function: protein heterodimerization activity; RNA polymerase II general transcription initiation factor activity; DNA binding.
AGGGCGCGGCCGCGGCGACCCCCAGUCUGCCUCGGACGCCGGCGGCCACCACCGGCGCUAUCCGGGCCACGCUGACGCCCACCGUACUGGCCCCGCGCCUGCCGCAGCCGCCGCAGAACCCGACCAACAUCCAGAACUUCCAGCUGCCCCCAGGAAUGGUCCUCGUGCGGAGUGAGAAUGGGCAGUUGUUAAUGAUCCCUCAGCAAGCCCUGGCCCAGAUGCAGGCCCAUGCCCAGGCCCAGCCUCAGAGCACCAUGGCACCCCGUCCUGCAACCCCCACAGGUGCUCCACCUGUCCAGAUCUCCACCGUGCAGGCUCCAGGAACACCUAUUAUUGCACGGCAGGUGACCCCAACUACCAUAAUUAAGCAGGUGUCUCAGGCCCAGACGACGGUACAGCCCACCACAACCCUUCAGCGGUCUCCUGGGGUACAGCCUCAGCUGGUUCUGGGUGGUUCUGCACAGACAGCCUCACUCGGAACUGCCACAGCUGUUCAGACAGGGACACCUCAACGAACAGUCCCCGGGGCCAGCACCACCUCCACAGCUGCCACGGAAACUAUGGAAAAUGUGAAGAAAUGUAAAAGUUUUCUAUCUACAUUAAUAAAACUGGCUUCCUCUGGUAAACAGUCUACAGAGACAGCGGCUAAUGUGAAAGAAUUAGUACAAAACUUGCUGGAUGGGAAAAUUGAAGCAGAAGAUUUCACUAGCAGGUUAUAUCGAGAACUGAACUCUUCACCUCAACCUUACCUUGUGCCUUUCCUGAAGAGGAGCUUACCUGCCUUGAGACAGCUGACCCCAGACUCCGCGGCCUUUAUCCAGCAGAGCCAGCAGCAACAGCCACCUGCCUCGCAGGCCACCACUGCACUCACGGCUGUGGUGCUGAGCAGCUCGGUGCAGCGCACAGCUGGGAAAACAGCUGCCUCGGUGACCAGCGCCCUCCAGCCCCCGGUCAUCAGCCUCACGCAGCCCACACAGGUUGGCGUUGGCAAGCAGGCACCGCCCACACCACUGGUGAUCCAGCAGCCCCCGAAGCCUGGAGCCUUGAUCCGGCCCCCGCAGGUGACCUUGACGCAGACACCCAUGGUCGCAUUGCGGCAGCCUCACAACCGGAUCAUGCUCACCACACCACAGCAGAUCCAACUGAACCAGCUGCAGCCAGUCCCUGUGGUGAAACCCACCGUGUUACCUGGAACCAAAGCCCUUUCUACUGUGUCUGCACAAGCAGCCGCUGCACAGAAAAACAAGCUCAAGGAGCCAGGGGGAGGCUCCUUCCGGGAUGACGAUGACAUCAAUGAUGUUGCGUCAAUGGCUGGAGUGAACCUGUCUGAAGAAAGUGCAAGAAUAUUGGCCACAAACUCUGAGUUGGUGGGGACACUGACUCGAUCCUGUAAAGACGACACCUUCCUCCUCCCCGCACCUUUGCAGAGGAGGAUACUGGAAAUAGGUAAAAAGCACGGCAUCACGGAACUGCAUCCAGAUGUAGUGAGUUACGUGUCUCAUGCCACACAGCAAAGGCUGCAGAAUCUUGUAGAAAAAAUAUCUGAAACAGCUCAGCAGAAAAACUUCUCCUAUAAGGAUGACGACAGAUACGAGCAAGCGAGUGAUGUCCGGGCUCAGCUCAAAUUCUUUGAACAGCUUGAUCAGAUUGAAAAGCAGAGGAAAGAUGAGCAGGAGAGGGAGAUCUUGAUGCGGGCAGCAAAGUCUCGGUCCAGACAAGAAGACCCAGAGCAAUUAAGGUUGAAGCAGAAAGCAAAAGAGAUGCAGCAGCAGGAGCUGGCACAGAUGCGACAGCGAGAUGCCAACCUCACAGCAUUGGCGGCGAUCGGGCCCAGGAAAAAGAGGAAAGUGGACUGUGCCGGGCCGGGAUCGGGAGCAGAGGGCUCAGGCCCAGGCGCAGCGGUCCCAGGCGGCUCCGGCGUGGGAACCCCCAGACAGUUCACACGGCAAAGAAUCACGCGGGUCAACCUCAGGGACCUCAUAUUUUGUUUAGAAAAUGAGCGUGAGACAAGCCAUUCACUGUUGCUCUACAAAGCAUUCCUUAAGUAACAGGAUGAGCCGGUGUUUCUGAUGGGAUGCCUGCGGACUUUUUUAUAUAUUUGCAGAUUACGCCUUUUUGUAACAAGCAAACGGGAUAUUGUUUAAAAACAGCCACCUCUUUACAAUGGAGCAGUUUUAUACUCCUGUUUCUAAAUCAGCUCUUCAGUGCGGCAGAAACCAUGUCUGCAGCAGAGAGAAUACAAAGGCCUGUGGAUGCUCUUACAGGACAGCUGACCCGAGCUCAUCCUCGACUGAGUGGCCUUCUUGCCAAACAAGCCAUAUUUAAAGACUGAUGGAAGGAAGCGCUUAGCAAAUAAUUAGCAGUUGCUCAUCCUGUGUGCGUUUUGGUUCAGUUCACUCUGACUCACCCACUAGGUGUACGUCUACAGCCGAUGACCUCAUUUCACUGACUUUACUGUUGUUGUAGCAGUCAGUUGGCGAAGCAAACUGAUUUUUAGACUAUUUAUCACCCCACGCCCACCCUGUCCCUUACCUCCCUUCUACAUGAAAUUCCCCAGGAACACAACCUCCAAGCAGGGUGGUAUUUCUGCUAGUGGAGGCCGGGGCGCAGCACCUGUACAGAUACAUUUUAUUUGCUGCAGUUUGGAAGCUGUAAAGUGGAAGGAAAUGAGAACCUCUUCAGCAUAAAUACAUUUUACUUGCACUGUGUUUUUAGCUCAGAGUGAAAACUUAGAUGAAAUAAAUCAGAGUUGAGAAAAAUCAACAACAGACUGUUUCUCAGUGUGGAUCAAGGGUUGGAAAUGGUUGGUGUAUUUUGUCAGUAAUUGUACAUAAUUUUUGGCACAUAACAUAAAAUGGCUAUGUAAACUAUAAUUAUUUUGCUAAGAGACUGUAUGCAAGCUGUGGCCAACCUUACAGGCGUCCAGAGCAAAGCCCCUUCUUUGUACCUAUUUUUUUAUUACAAAUAUACUAAUUGGUUCUUUAUAUUUUCAGAGGUUAUUGUAUUAAAUUGUCUAUUGAUAGUACUUUUAUGACUGUAAAUACUUUGGCUUUCUCCGUGUGGAUUCUCAUGUUAGACUUUAAUUCGCACGUGUGAACUGAACGCUGAUCAGUAUUUUUUACCAACACCUGAGAACUGUUACACCUUUCAUUUUAUCUUUUAGGAAAUCCCUGUCUUUCCAUUUUUUCAUGUAAAUUUUGCACAGUUACUUGUUCAUAUGUAAAUAUUUUACUUUCAAAAAUGAAGUUUUUAAUUGCUAUUGUUUUAUAUAGGAUUGAAAGAAAAUUAACUCCUUUAUUAAAAACAAAUUUAUCUGUA